AUGCCCGACAACGACAUCACCAUGGCUGAAGAAAUCGCCAAUCUCCCAUGUCACGACAUGGCUCAAGAUGACUUUCAACAAAUGUCGAUGGACCACUGGCCGAGAGCUGAUGAGAUCGGCCCCGAAAACUACUCAGGUAUCACCUGUCUAAUUGUAGUGGUCAGGCAUCUCCUCGGCUUGUUUCCGCAAUCUGAGCGUAACGGAAUCCUUCGUUUCGCAGAUGACGCCGAACAGCAUCAAAAUGUCCCCGAAAACGAGAGAGGUACCCUCCGAGCGAUCCUCAUCAAUGACAACAAGGCAGCCGUCCAAAAGAUCACGGCCAUUUUUUCUCAGAGGACGGAUCAGUCCAUGUCAUUUGAGGCACUGAUCCUCAGUCAUCAAUACUGGCGAAGCUUGUGGAAUCAUCCCCGUUUCACCCUCUACCACCCGUGCACAUAUUCAGACAGUCGUCAAGGGCCUUAUUGGCCUUCCAGGCUCUCGUCGAACCCCCUCAAUCGUGGAGGUAAAACACACUUCACGUGGGAUGGCGCCGAAGGCCAGACUCUUAGGCUGCGUUUGUUCUCGUACAGUUGCCGUAUAAACCGCCUCAUACGGCCAUUUCUAUAUAAUAACCGUACAAAAUAG
Neurospora crassa OR74A is the source of this 624-nucleotide messenger RNA. RefSeq lists its product as hypothetical. The record is from RefSeq and is a predicted model, not a curated record. Bases 1 to 624 code for a protein of 207 amino acids. The transcript has a single exon. Lineage: Eukaryota; Fungi; Ascomycota; Sordariomycetes; Sordariales; Sordariaceae.